AUGGAAGGGGAUGGUGAGGGCAUGGUGGCGAUAGUCCAGGGGCUGGACUCCGCUGGAGUUACCCUGACGGUGGUGAAUAGGACUAGACAAAACCCAGACAGGAGAAGGUCAUCUAGGCCUAGGAUACAAUUCGAUCAGGUGAACCCGAAUUCCCCGAGGUCUUCUGUGCAGACCAGCACUGAACGCACGAGGAAGUCCGACACUGGAGUGCAGAUCUGUGAUGGGAGAUACGCUAGUAGCUAUAAGAUGGCACAUUGCAUGGUUAGUCCGACUUCCCCGCCGGAGGGAGUGUCGGAGUUCCCACCGCAGAGAAAGAAACCAUGUCGCAACCAGCGCGCGCCUAAAAGAGCCAAUAGACCACUACAGAUGGGGCCCUAUGGGGCUGAUGUUCAGCCGGAGUUGGGGGGUCUACUUCGCCGCAGCUGGUCUAGCCGACAAACAGAAGCCUUCGUCCACUCCUUGAGAAAGUACCCGUCGGUGACUGGCAGGACUGUCUCCACCGACCUCAUUGAGAGGCUGUUGAAAUAUACACAGAGUAUGAAUUCAUCUAGAACAAGACCGUCAAGGAGCAUGAGAUCCUUACACGAAGACGCCUCUUCGGGUCUUCACGACAGCUCCAGGGUAUCGAAACAUCAGCAGACAUAUACGAGAAGACCGAAAGACGGACCGACCGGUCCUAUAGGAUACAAGGGGAGGUCCAGAAACUUCAGGUUGUACUCACCUGUGAGUGAGUGUAGACAUGUCAGAGAAUCUCUGCACAGGGAACCGAAAUUUAGUAGCAGUUAUGACUAUUUGAGAGCGGGUAGCCCUCGUAAUCGAUCGGACGGUUCUCCAAGCCCAUCUGGAUCCAGGAGCCCUACGCAACCGACUCGUCCGAUCCGGUAUGAGCGACCGGUCCAUUCUGUGCGGGACAUGAGCUUGAGUGAUGUGUCCAAAUACAUCAGGAGUACCAUACGCCAAAUUUAUAGAGAAAGACCUUUUGUGUUCCAAGUGUGCCCAAGGCUCAUGAACCGGUAUCACCAACAUAAGAAGUUCUGUCCUGUACAAAAUGAUGAGAAUGUCGAACCUUCGGGCGGCAAACAAGCAGACGGAUUACCUGAUGGUAAGCAAUCAGCGCCGCCCAUGGACACUCGCAACGGAGGAGAUACGAGAUCCAGAUCCCUAUGGUCACAGUUUUUACCGGCUAGAAGUAGCUGUUCCGAGCCUAAGUUUGGUCAUUCAGUUGGAUUUCAGUGUAACGGCACGAACUGCUCCUGCAGUAAGUCGAUCCAGUGCAGCUGCUACCCUGAUGCAGCCACCAACACCUCCCUCACUAACCUCCAAGCCAAAAAGCCCAAACACUUCUGUUGCCCAAAAAUGGCUGGCAAAACUGCUAGUGCUACAUGUGUUUGUCUAGAUAAAAUAAACAAAAUACCUAUAAAAUGCUCGUGUAAUAAUGACGAUGAGAUUUACUAUAAUCGUCGUAUCGAUGAAGAAAUCUCUGAUUGGCUAAAACACGUCCCAGUCCAAAGCAUUGAAAGCUAUGACACGAAAAGGAAACGAGAUUCUAUGGUCAGACAGUUUAGGAAUACUUUGAGAACACUCCGAGACAACGAAGAUUUUGACGAUAAUGUCACAACGGAAGUUAAAUCGUUUAUGGAAGACUUCCCUAUAUGGAAUCCUGGGACGGACAAAAAAGACAAAAUGCAAUUCAAAGAAAAAUUGUCCGACAAUCUUAUUGGAAGAAUAACAAGUGUACGGAGGAAACCUGACCAGUUCAGAGAUAUUGUCAGGAAAUGGGCUAGAGAAAAUGUCGAGUUUGAAGAUAGUUUGGAUGAUGCGGAGAAAGAGGCUUAUAUUGAUAAUAUUGUUAACCAACUAAAGCAUCUUGCUGCUAAUAGACCUGACAAUGAUGCGGAAUACAAAGAAAUACUAAAAAAAGAAAUUAUCGAAAUGAUGAAAGAGUUACCUUUAAAAGUAAAAGAUAAUAGAGAUGCUGCUAUAGACAAAUGGGCCUCAAUACUAGCGACAGAUACAGCAAGCAUACCCGAGAAUGAAGAUUUAUCAGAUGUUAAGACAGAUUUAACUUUAGAUUUAGAAGACAGUUUAGAAGGUUUGCUAAAUGAACUAGGAAUAAUCAGAGAAGCAUUACAACAGAUAAAAGAUGACCCGAAAGCUCUUCAAAUUUUGGCUAAAAGAUUAAACAAGUUGCAAGCUCAGGGCAUAGAUGAUGAUUCAAUAAGAGAAAAAAUGGAAAAUGAAAUCCGUAAGUUUAUGGAUGACUUAGGGAUUGCCCAAGAAACGAUCGACGAAUUGGUAGGCGAGUUAAUGAAUCAAGUAAAUGACAUUGUACAGACGAGUCAAUUAGAAAAUGAAAAUAUAGAGGAAUUACAUGGGAUCGUAGACGAUUGGUUAAAUAGUAUACCAGGAAUAGAUAAAAUUAGUCAAACAAAAAUUGACAAAAUUAGCCGCGAUCUUGUAACUGCAAUCAAAGAAGCGAAAGAAGAAGGGAAGGAGAAUAUAGAGGAUGAGGUGUUAAGUCGUAUUGACGAGGCUGGUCUGCCUAUAGAUGCCGAUACGAUACGUAAACAGAUACCAGAUCUAGUAAACAAAGUUGAUUUGUGGCCUAUAAACGAACUCUAUGAUGAUCAAUCUAAGCAAAUCUUACUAGAUGAAAUUAAUGGGAUUAUUGACGCAGCAAAUAUACCAGAGGGGAAAAAACAAUUAGUUAAAGACAGGUUGAAAAAAGUUUUAGAUCAUGAUAUUAAGGAUGCAUCAAUUUUAGAUGUUCGUCAAGUACAGAAUCAUCUUAAGGAGGAUAUGGGUCGAGCAAUAUCUGAAGGAGGAAUUUCUUAUGAAAGUCAAUCGGAUUUACUGGAUAAAUUAAGCAAAGCAGUGAGCAGAAAUUGUUUCAAAUCAUUUAUUGGGCUCGGUAGGUAUAUACCUGAUUUAAAACAAAGCGCGAAAAAGUAUAUCAGGGAAGCUCUUGAUGAAGUUCCAAUAAACGGACGCAAAAAGAAAGAAUUAAUUGAUAAAGUAAAAAAUACGCUAGAUAAAAAUAUUAAUAAACAACUACCCAAUGAUAUAGAAAAUACAAUAGCAGAAGAAAUAUGUUGUAUCGUAGAAGAAUCACCAGUUUGCGAAGACGAAAAUAUUGCGAAAUAUCUCAAAUGCUUACUGUCGUCAAUUUCAACAAAAGUAUUUGAUUUGUUUACAUGUAAGAAUAACUGUGUCUGUCACAUACAACGUCGGCUGGAAAAUGACUUGUGUAAAGUCAUAGAUAGAUGUCCUAUAGAUUGUAAUAAGAAAAGGGAAUUAAAAAGAAAUAUUCGUGAUAUACUGACUGAGAAUGAGAACCGCCGGCUCUCAGAAGAUGCUAAACAAGCAGUAAAGGAAGAUAUAAUUAGUGUUGUAAGUGACAUAUCGAUACCAGAAGACAAAAAGAAUAGUUUGAAAAGUAGUAUUAGUGAGACUAUAUCUCAAGACUUUGACGACGCCAUAGCUGGUCUUGAACAUGACAUAAGUAAAGUAAAGCAAAAAAUAUUUAACCAUUUAAACAAAGCUAUUGAAAAUUCACCAGUAAGCUUUGAAACAAAAGAAUAUUUACACACUAAACUUAAACGAAUGCUCGACGAAAAAUUUGAUACUUCGCUAACAAAUGAAAAAAAGAACUUAAUUCUCGAUGACGUUUCUGAUAUCGUUCAAGAUGUUAUACCAGAAAAUAAAAGAACAAAACUAAGAAACAAACUAGCGAACAAACUAGACUCUCAAGAUAAUGAAAACGCUUUCACAGAGGCAAUUAAAAAAUCCUUAGAGCAAAACAUAAAAGACAUUAUUGAAAAAGCUUCUAUACCGAAAGAAACUAAGAACGAUUUAAAAAUGCAAUUAACAGACAUUCUCGAUAAUAAUGAAGGGGAGUCGAUGGCAGAAGUAAAAGUUAAAAUAAAAGGAAAAAUAUUUGAUAUUAUUGAUGAGUCGCCAAUUGCGGAGGAAAAGCAAAGAGCAUUAAAAAGGGACUUGUUAAAAAUACUCACAAAUAAAAUGGGAGGAACAUCAGUACAACGUAUAGGAAUGGAUAACUAUAAAAGGAAGAUUACAAAUGAAAUUAGUGAAUUAAUUGCAAAACUCCCUAUUAGUGAAACUGAGAAGAGUGAUAUGAACAAUGAAAUUAACAAGACAAUCUCAAAUCGGGUUUAUAGACCAUUAACUGAUGAUGUAAAAACAGCAAUUAAAAAAGAUAUCAAUAAUAUCGUAAAAGAAACAGAUAUUCCUGAAAAACCUUUAAAGAAUUUUAAAUCUAAAUUAGAAAUGGCUUUAAAAAUACAUUUAGAUGUACCACGUGAUGUACAUAAAGACACAGACGUCAUCAAAGAAGAUCUCAGACAAAACCUUAGUCGAGCUGUUGACGAACUAACAAUAGCAAACGAUAAAAAGAGAAGUUUGAAAAUUAAAUUAAAGGACGCACUUGUAAAAAAUAUUGACCGCAAAAUGACAGAUAAAAUACAACAAGAUAUAACUAAAGAUAUUGGAACUAUUAUUGAUAAUUCAACGAUUCCUGACAAAAUCUCCGAAAAUAAGGUUCUUGAUAUCAAAGAUAAAGUAGCAGAUAUUGUAGCUGGACUGCAUUUAGACGAAUAUAUGCGUGAGUAUGUAGUUAACGAUUGGAUUAAAAAAAUAUUAACAAAAGAUUUAGAAGAUGUUAUAGAUACUAUUCCCACUGAUUCUAAAAAUAUAACAAAAGUUAAAAACGAUGUUGAGAAAAUGUUAGUUCACAGUUUAUACUUACCAAUGACAGACACAAUAAAACAUAAAAUCAGACGAGAAAUAAUAAAUGUUGUCGAUAAAAUGGGUAUCGAUGAUGAAGAAAAUAGUGACGUUAAAGUGCGAAUAUCAUCUGCGCUAGCAAAAGGCAUGGACAAAAAAGUCUGUGUAGGCAAAGAUCUAGGUCAAAUAAAAUCAGCUUUACAACAAAUAAUAAAAGAAGGAAUUGAGAAUGCAUCGAUACCAGAAUAUACACAAGACUUGUUAGCCCAAGAAAGUGAAGAUAUUUUAAAUGAUAAUUUGAUCCGACCAAUAACAGAUGAAAUAAAAACAGAUAUACAUGAAAAAAUAGAGACAAUUCUUGAAGACGUUUCGGUUAAAAACGACAAAUAUGUGCGUGAUGAUUUUCAAGAGGAUAUAGAACAGAUAGUCAAAGGACUUUCUGCACCUGCGUUAGGUGAAAACAAAGUCAGAAAAAUAUCUAUAAGCAUAGAUGACAGUGCCGCUGGAGAAAUGCAAGAUAAGGAAUUGACACGGUAUAUAGAAAAACUAGGAAACGAAACUCAAAAAAGUAUUCUAUCCCAACUUAGAAAAGCAAUAGAUGCCGCCCCGAUAUAUGCAGACAAAAAGACAGAAUCUAAGAAAAUGCUUUUAAAUAUUGGCAAAGAUUACUUUGAUACUACAUUGACAGAGGACAGUCUAAAUCAAUUAAAAGAUGAUUUAUUUGAUAUCCUUGAUGAACUACAAUUACCGAAAGAGACAAGUGCUAAAAUGUCUCAGCAACUAUCCGACUUGAUUGACGAGCUUAUGGAAUCAUUGACAAGUAAAUCCAUGGUUGAUCCCCUAGAAAAUGUUAAAGUGAAUGUAUUGCAUGCAAUCACAAAUACUGUAAAUGAUGCAACGAUACCUAAAAAUAAAAAACUCGAAUUGAAAAGUCAACUUACAGAAAUGGCUGCGAGGGUGAUUAAUAAUACACCACUGGAAAAAAUCCAAGAUGCUCUCCGAGAUGGCGCUGAUGAUAUUCUUGAUGACUAUCCUUUAAUAAGAGAUAAGAAAAUUAAAUUGAGACGUGACUUAGAAGAUAGUAUAGAAGAAAAUCUGAGUUCAUCAGAAAGAGACUAUCCAAAAAUACGGACAAAACUUCUUUCCAGGGAGGUAAUACCAGACUCUCAAAUAAAAAAAGAAGAGGAAACGUUACUUUUAUUAGAAGAAAUCAAAAGGAAGAGAACAAAAAAGAGCAUUCUGCAAGGAGUUGAAGAAAUCAUAGGGACAUCGCGUCUUCCUAUUAAGAAAAAAGAAAUUUUAAAAGAAAAAUUAAAUAAAACGAUAGAUAAAAUUGUUCGGUCGUCAGUUUUUAAGGAUUUGGAAGACGAUUUAAAAAGCGGUAUUUGUAAUGUACUUCAUGAAACAGUAAUGUUUGAGUCUGACAGGAAUAAAAUUAAAGACAAUUUAUUGUACAUGAUAAAUCAGAGGAUGAAAGAUAUACUAAGGUUCAGUGCUGAUGAUAACGAUAUGGAGGGAAAACUUCUGCAGAACUUUUUGAAUAAACUUGAAAAUGCAUUAAAUGACUCGCUAAUACCCACAUCUAAAAAGAACAUUCUAAAAAACAAAUUAAAAAUUUUAUCCGAUACCGGUUUCACACCACCAUUCUCUCAAGGUGCCCAAAACAUUAUAUUAGAUGGAGUAGAUACGGUUUUAAAUGAAAUGUUUUCAAAGAUCGAUGGAAAAAUAUUUAGAAAUGAGUUGCUGGAUAUAAUAAGUUCAGGCAAAAACAAAGGAAAUGUACAAGAAGAGAUCAAACCUAAAAGAAACAAAGUAUUUAACAAUAUCAACAAUGGAGCGACACAACCAAACGAAAACAGGGAAGAGAAUGAACCUAAAACAAUAUAUGAUUUUUUCAAAGCUCUUGAAAACGAAAUCUAUAAAUCUCCUGUUUUUAAAAGGAAGAAAGUUGAAUUAAAUAUUUAUUUGCAAAAGAUAACAAAUGAUUUUUUGGACAACUCUUGGUCCGAAGAUGUAAAAGACGAUUUAAGACAUGGAAUCAGUAAAAUACUAGACGAAUUAUAUUUAAGCAGAGUUAAAAAACACAGGCUGAAAACUAACUUUGAAAGAUUGAUUGUUGAACCUUCAGAGACUACCAGUAAUCCAGGAUCAUGGAAAGAUAUGAAAGACAUACAAAAAAAACCCUUAGAAAUAUUUUUUCAUAAACUUGAAGAAACAAUAGAUGAUAGUCUAAUUCCGAUUGGGAAAAACCAGUUACUGAAGAAGAAACUGAAAGAUCUGUUUUCUUCAGGCUUUAAACAACAAUUUAAUAGGAAACAGAGAAACGUGGUUUGUGACAUCCUUGAGGCACUACCAUUAUCAGAACAAGAGAAGAACAAAUAUUUGAAAGAAUUAGAUGAUAUUUAUGGUGUUAUUUGGAUUAAGGGUAAUUUAAAAGAAAGAUUAAUAGAUAAAGAAAAGUAUGAUUCUUUCUUUCAUAAAUUUGAAAGGAUUAUAGAUGAAAACCUGCUUCCUGAAUAUAAAAAGAAAUUACUGAAGAGAAAACUGAAAGAUGUAAGUACAUCAGGCCUAAGCGAACCGGUUUCUAGCCAAUGGAGGAAUGGAGUUUAUAGUAUCUUAGAAACUCUUAUUUUAUCAAAGGAAGAGAAAAAAGGACUCCUAAAAGAAUUAGGUGACAUGUUAUUUGUAGAUUUAAUUACGGAGCACGAAAAUGAAAGCCCAAGAUCUUUUGCAAUACGUACUUCUGAAGCAGAUGACAGAAAUUCUGAUCAGCUAUUUUUAUCCGAUGAACAUGUUAUAACUAAAGCGAGAGAGAGUAUAGUGAAAAAUAUCGAACGAAGAAUCGAAGAAGCAUUAAUGCCUGAGUCGAAGAAAGCAAAAUUGAUGGAAAGAUUAAAAACGUUGGCGUCUAAUAAACUCCAGCAGCCAUUAUGUGAGGAUGGGUGUACGUACGUGAGAGAAGAUCUGGGUGAUAUCAUAAAUGUAUUGCCGAUAGACGGAGUAAAAAAAAUUGAACUGGUACGUGUGGUCGAAAAAAAUAUUGAGCUUUUAAAUGAUCUUCAUAAGAACAAAGAUAAUUCACACAAACAAAUCCAAGAAAAUAUUAUUAGCGCACUUUACAAUAUUGUGAAUGAAACGCUGAUGGUUGAAGAGAAGAAGAAAGAUUUAAAGAAAAAACUCGGAAAAUUGGUUGAAAACACAUUUGAAGAAGUGUCACCUGACAUACUUCAUGGUGCACUUAUAGAUGGUGUUAAUGAUAUUGUCAAUGAAACAGGAAUCGCCAAGACUAAAAGAGACAAGCUGAAAUUUAUGUUAAUGGAAGCUAUCGAUGACAAUAUUGGAGCAUUACGAGAUGAUGAAAUAGAUACAACUGAAGACAGUACAAAAAAUAACGCCCAUGAAGUGCCAUUGAGACAAUUUAAUGAAAUAAAAACAAGAACUAUAGAAAUUAACACUGACUUAGUGCCAUUUGAUACAAUCGAUAAUUUAGGAACAACAACUAAAAAAGAGAGGAAUAAUGAAAAAUUGCCAGUACUGCAAAUAGAGGUCGAAACUGAGACAUUAGACGAGUUGACUACAGAUAAUCUAUUAAUGUUUGCUGAGGAUAAUAAUGACGACGACACAGCUGACCUGAUAGAAGAUAUCCCUCUUGACCAGGCUAAGAAACAUAAAUCAACUGAGGUAGGAUUAACCUUAGUAAAACACCCUGGAAAAUGGUCAAGUAAAGAGCAAAGUCAGAUGCAAAAUACAUUAAAAGUACUUGAAACGACAAUAGAUGACUCGCUUUUAACUGCAAAGCAAAAAGUGGAUUUGAAAGAAAAACUUAAAAUCAUAUUAAGUAAGAAUUACAGAAUACAAUUAAAAGACGAUUUGAGGGAUACCCUAAAAGCUGAAAUUAAUUUAGUAUUAAAUGAAAUGCCGUUAACAAGUUACGUGAAAAACAAAUUAGAGCAUGAAUUAUUACAUUCAUUAGACUGUCAUUUAUCCCACUUACAAAAAGGAAAUUAUAUAAACAAAUUGAACGAGGAUCGUUUAGAGCCUUCAAGCUGUCGAGGACUAAGAAAGGAUGAGCUAUACACAGAAAAACAUCCUUUAGAAGUAUUUUUCCACAAACUUGAACAAAUUAUAGAUGAAAAAGCAAUCCCCACAGAAAAAAUCAAAGUCCUGAAGGAAAAACUAAAAUAUUUAUCUUCUGCAAGUUUUGAACAACCGUUUACUGGGCAACAAGUUAAUGUAGUUAAUAAUAUUUUGGACGUACUUCAAAUGCCAGAAGAGGAAAAGAACAGAUAUUUAAAAGAGUUAGCUGAAGUAUUAGAUAAAGUUUGGAAAGUGGAUAAAGAAAGUGCUAAAACAACAUCUACAUUAUGCACAGCUAAACAAGGCCUCCGAAGCUCUAGGAUUCCGUCUUUAGUAUACGAAAGUAGUAUAAUUAAAGCAAUAGAGAGAGUAUUAGCAGAAAUUGAGCUAAAAGUCAAGGAAAUACCCAUGCCUAUAUCAAAGAGAAUCAACUUUAUGGGAAGGUUAGAAAAGAUAACGUCUGAUGAUCUGCAGGGAGCACUAUCUGAGGGCAAGCGAAAUAGUGUAGUAAAAAGCAUAGGCAAUAUCAUAGAAGACCUACCCGUAGAUGAAGUGGAGAAAUACGAACUUAAGCGUAAGGUUGAUAUUAAUAUUACAUGUGAUAAAAGUCUUGACGAAGAAUCGCGAGAGAAACCAACAGACAAUCCUAGGCAAAGAUGGACUUUCCAGAAGUAUCCACAACUAUCAAAAAGCAUGGACGAGAAUAAAAAGAACUUUAGGAAUUUAACCAUGGAAAUAGGAAUUCCAACUACACAAAAGGAAACCAAUACAUCGCUAGAGAAAUAUGAUGAUAAUAAAACAAAUUCAAGACUGAGUACAUUUUCAAAGGCAACUGAUAUGUUUAAACCGAGAGAAAGUAUAGUACAAAUUAUUGAACAUAAACAUUCAAGACGCAAGCGCAACAAAGAUUUGGCAGAUGAUGAUGAUGACUAUCAAGCAAAUGAUAAAACAUUUACGCAUUCAUCAUACACAGAGGAAUCAGAUAUAUCAACAAAAAACAACGAUUUAACCCCAAGAGACACUGAUACCCGGAAACGUGCGAAAGAAAAUAUAAUAAAUGAACUUGAAAAUAAGAUCAAAGAAGCAUUAAUAUCUAGAAGAAAAAGAGCAGAACUCAUUAAGCAAUUACAAAAAGUGUCAGAUAGUAUGGAAACGCCCUUAUCUGAAUCCCAGAAGAAUCACAUUGUAAAUGAUUUAACUAAUAUUGUGGAACAAUUGGCAAUUUCAGGCACAGAAAGGGAUGAGUUAACACUUAGUAUUAAUGAUAAUAUGGAACAUCUAAUGGAUAAAAGUCUUAGAAUGAAGGAAUUAAAAUUGUUAGACAAAACCAUAGAAAAUAGUAUACAUGGAUUUGAUGAGGUAAUAGAUAAAUCACUAAUAUCUUCAAAAAUUAAAACAGAUUUGAAGAAAUGUCUUGAACAUUUGGUCAAUACAACUUUUAACCAAGCGUCGCCGUCGACUAAAAUUACUUCAGAGGAUUUUAAAUAUGCUGUCUUUGAAUUACUAGAUAUGUUGAUAACUUCAAAAAACAAAAAGAAUAUUUUGAGAGAAGAACUAUUUAAAAGAGUCGACGAAAAUUUUGAACGAUACGAAAAUGAACUAAAAGAAUUACUAGGUCAGGAGACGAAUGGAAAAGAUGCUGAGGGUACAAUGAAAGACACAAUAAUAAAGUCUGUAGAACAAUCAUCAAUCGGUGAUGACACUAAACAAAAAAUUCGAAGAGAACUUAGUGAAAUGUUAAAAUCUGUGCUCAUAGAGGAUAAAAAUAGAAACGACGACGACGAUAAUAGUUUUAGUAGCCUUAUUGGGGACUUUAAGCUAGAUCCUGAAUAUGAAGCAGAAUUAAAACAAAUGGAAGACGAAUUAGCGAAAGUGAUCCUCGAAGGAGGUGACCUAGACGCGGCAAAAGAACGCCUUAUUGAGAAGAUAAUGAUGGAAACAGGCCUGUCACGUGAGCAAGCCACUGAACUAGUUAAUAGACUACAUGCAAAAACUAACAUGGACAAUAAAGAUAAUUUUAAGGAGCUUAUUAAGACUUUUGGCCUGAAUCCGGAAUAUGAAAAAGAAUUAAAACGAGCAGAAGAUGAGUUGACCAAAGUGAUCCUUGAGGGAGGUGAUGUAGAAGCCGCAAAAGAAAAUCUCAUUAAAAAGAUAAUGGAGGAAACAGGUCUAUCCAGAGAACAAGCCGCUGAACUUGUUAAUAAGCUAUAUGAAAAUGCUAAUAAAAAUAAACACAUUAACAACAUACAUGAAACAGAAUCAAAAGGCAUUGACGAUGAAACAACAAAAACGGUCCUCGAAGAAGGUGUUGUGGAUGAAAUAAACGAGAAACUCAACAAAGAAAUGAACGAACCAGAUCUAGCAAGAGUGCAAGCUGUAAGCUGCAAUGUAGACAAUAAAGCAGAACAAACAUUUAACAAGAAACGAAGAAGGAAAUCACCUUCUAGAGCUAAAAGAAGAAUAACAGCUAAAUCAGUAAUAGAAAAAAUAAAGGAGCCAUUGAAAGAAGAAAUAUCUGACAUCCUCAUCAAGCACAAAGUCAGGCCAACCAACACAAAUAAACUUAUAGAAGAUAUUUUCAGUCGAUUAGAUGAUUUAACUGCGAAUGGUGGUUACCCAUUUGAUGCAACUACCAGCUGCAAUAAAACCUUAUCAUUACAAUCCCACGUCUCAGGCCAACGAACUCGAAAAACAUCAAAGAAGCCAGUGAAAAAAGCUAAAAAAAUAUCUCUUAAAACUAAAGAACAAAUCAAAAUGGAAACGCAUAGUGUUGAAGAGCCAAAACAAAGAUCUAUUAAUAAAACAAAAAAGACCUUUAUUGUUCCAGAAGAAACCGGAAUAAGUAAAAUUAAAAGACCUGCUUCGGCGCAUGUCAAUUUGAUUGCGAAAACGCACAGAGAAAGUGAUGAUGUUUCAACCAAGACAAAUGGUAUAAACAUUCCAAAAGACUACACACACUCGCUCAUAAAAGAUGAAAUUGAAGAUGCACUGUAUAGAAAUAUAAAGCAUAUUUUAAUUGAGGCAGCCAUACCACCAAAUUGGGGAAACAAAUUGAGAGAUACUAAUUUGAAAAAUGUCGUGGAUAAGGAUUCGGACAAAUCUAAGUUAAAGAAAAAAAAGGAUGUUGAUAUGCUAAAACAACUCGUAUUACAGGAUGUGUAUGAUGUAAUAGACAACUCACCGAACACCAAAAAUGACAACGAAAAUCUGAAAUCCAAACAAAGAGAAACAGUUGAUACAAAAUUGAACGAAACCGAACUCAUAGAUGGCCGUGUUCAAAAAGAAAGAUUAACAGAAAAGGUUGAUGAUGUCGCUUCUCAGGUGCCAACAUCUAGUACUGAGACGCAUAAGUUUAAAAACACUUAUACCACAAUUUACAGUGAAACAGAGCAAUUAAAAAUAAAUACAUUACCUCCAUAUCAAAAAAAGAGUUCCGAAUCUAAGAAAAGCUUUGCUCCUAUAGCUAACUCUACUUUUAAGAAUGACAAUGAUUUAGAAAUAAUAGAAGAAAUGCAAGCCACGGAUACUGCACAGAAGACAGUAGAAAAUAUAGAGAAAGACUAUACGGAAGAGGUUACUGAAAUAAUCAAAGCUUGGCUGGAAGAAAUUCCUCUAGAAAUAGAAGUGUCAGCUAAAGAACAGUUUAUUAAAGAACUAGCGAAUGAUAUUAUUGAUAGAAAGAACAUAUUCCACGCACCUGUGAAACUUUUAUUUGCAGAAGAUCUAGAAUACUUAAAAAAACAAAUAUUGAAAAGGACAACUGAUUUGUUGACGCCGGAUAUACAGAAACUUGUUCUAGGGAAAUGUAAAGGUCUUUUAAAGAAGAUAAAUGAAAUACAGGUUCCAGCAGUAACUGACCCAUCUGGACCCGUGCCACAGACACUAUCACAAUCAGAAAUGGAAGAAGAAAAAGCUGCUUUACCAUCUGCAAAAGUACUGAAAGCCUUGCAAGAUUCAUUGCUUCGAGAAAUGGACACGUUUUUAAGCCCUCUUGAUAUAACUACAGAGGGCAAAGAGAAACUAAAAAGAAAGCUACUGGUUGAUUUAGAUAGACUUCUAAAAAAUGAAACUGACCCAGACAUAAUCAUGCAACAUUUGAUAGCUACAAUAAAAAGGGUAACUAAUAUGAGCAAUGAAGAAGCUGUUGAAUUAGCUCGAAGACUUAUGAAUAAAACUAAAGAAAUGGGCUUCCUUCCAAAAGUUUGUUGUCAGCCAAGGCGCUUGUCAUUUGCCACUGAUGCCAUUUGCGUCCCAAAAAAGGCCUUCAGAGAUGCCAUUUUGGAAGAGAUUGGUGACCCAUUUUUGGGAUGUCACAUAUCUGAACAGAAGAAAAUGUAUUUGGAAGAUUUGCUGAUAGAAGAUUAUGCUAAAGAGUUUGGCAUCACUCUAACCGAAUGUUGUCCUAGAGAUGAUGUAGGAGAUGAGAAUGAUGUACCAACAUUAGUUAAUGAUUGGAUUAGUACUAUACCAGUCACUAUGAGGAAUGAUCAAGAUUACACGACAUUCGUACAAGAAAAGAACAAUUUAAUCCAAAAAAUUACAGAAUCUUUACCUACAAGUAACUUUGGCAAGAUCAGAGAAGAUGCCGCGAACUUUUUGCUAAACAUUCCUUUGCAUUCUGAUUUGAGAGAAAAUGUAGAACAACAAAAUAAGAAGGUUGAAGAUCUUAUCAACAAAUUUCUAUGUUUACCACCAAAAGCUAAAGGACGCCGCUAUGGAAUGAGCUUCAGUGGUCUAACUGACUACAUAGACUCUUGGAUUGACAACAUACACAUUUCUGAUGACACAAAAGACGAUGAAGCAAUGAAAGACAUGAAGAAAGGUAUGACAUACAGUCUAGUACACAAAUUAGGAGAAAUGAAUAUAGAUCCAGAAAUCUUCAAUAAUAAUUUACUAUAUGAAGAGGUAUUAAGGGAUGAGCUACAGAAUCUGCUGGAUGAUGUUACCAUAACUGAUGAUAAUUUACAAGCUCUCAAAGAUGACCUGAUUGACAAGGUAAAGUCUGCUCAACAGAGAGCUCACGAUGAGAUUAUAGGACAGAAUUACAAGCACCAAUUACGCCAUGCAAUGACGGAUAUUCUACCCGCUCCUUGUACUAUGUCGAGAGAUGAACAAGCGGCUAUGGAGUUAUUAAAGGAUCAGCUAGCUGACGCGUUUAUAGACUUAAACUAUUCAGGGAAUGACGAAACUCUUAAAACACAAUUGAAAAGAAAAAUUGCGGAUGAGAUUCGCAAGUUUUGUGAUAACUAUUUGAGUUCACAUCCUGCCGCCCCACUGAGUGAUCAACAGCUUAAUUUUGACCUUUUUAACGCAUUGGCAAGUGUACCACUACCUUUAGGAGAUUCUAUCCGAUAUGAAGUAGAACAAGCGAGAAUUAGAGAAGUAAUAAAUGAAUGGAUUAAAGAAUUGCCACUACAACCACAAAACCACUCGGAGCUGUUAGCCAGAAAUAGAUUAAUUUAUAUUCUGUCGAAGAAAUUGUUUGAUAUCGAGACCGAAGCUGAAGACGCGCCAGACGAACUUAUGAGAAAGGAAAUAAUAAAACUCCUAAAUAAAAUGCCUUUGAGCCCAGGAAAUGACAUCAACCAACUCGCUAAUGACUUAAUUGAGAAACUAAAUUCAUCGAAAGAAUCUAGGAGGUUCGAUGAUAGUUCCGACGACAUUGAUGCUUACAGAAAUAUCUGCGAUAGCUCAUGUCCUAUCAAGGGUAAGGGUUCAGUUCCUUCGAGAUAUAGAAGGAUAGCAACUCCACAAGAAAAGCUUUGUUACAAACGUAAAACAUUCCCUCCGUGUACACUUAGCCUUGAAGACAGAGCAUACUUAGAUAAAAUUAGACGUAGAUCAUGCGUAACACCAAAUUGCGUGAAGGCGUUGUUAAGGAAUGACAAAUGCAAUGCUGCAGUUGGACCGCAACCAGCUGACGCGCAAAGCCAAACAGAACUGAAGACCAGGCCAGUUUGUACAGGAGUUAAUGAAAACAUGACUAGACCAUGUCUUGGCAUGACCUCGCCACGAAGAUCUCCAUGCAGUUUAAGAAGGCAUACUGUAUCUAGCAGCAGAAUACAGGUUGAUCAGGAAGAAGUCCAGCCACAAGUAGCCGUAAAGAAGUACUACUGGGACUCUGCUCAAAAGUCUAACUUCCAGGACUCAGAAUCUCAACCAAAUCGUGCCCCGUAUUCUUCUUCGUUUUCACCGCCUAGACCUGCGACCUGCCAUCCUCCUGACUGCCAGCGGCCAACAUCCUACCAACGUCCUGUUACACCUCCUUUUCGUGGGACACAACCCAAUACCGUACCCUGCCAAGCUGGUACACCGCCUUACAAGAAAUCUAGCCAAUCACCAUACCAUCGUGACUGUUAUAAGCACAACAAUCAACAACAAUCCACCAGUCCUCACAGCGUUCCUUGCAAUUACGAUCACUCAAUUUCUCAUGGUGCUUACACAAAACCUACAAAGCCUGUGGGUCGCUUUUAUCAUUGGUCCCCGCAGAGAUCGUUCCAAGAGAAAAUUUCUCAAUCUUCUCAACGAUCAACCCCACGCUCUCGGUCUCCUGCGCAGAGCCCCUGCAUAAGCCGAUCUCCGUCACCCUGUGGAUUAAAUCACGAAUCGACACCACUAAAUUGUAGAGGGAAAAGAAACGGUCUUCAAGAGCCUUGUACUAGCAGUAGACCAUCCCGGAAGGAGAGAGUCACCGAAUUAGGAUCUUUAGAUGACCUACAGCACCCGAGGGCAAACAAAAAUAAAAGUAGUAGCUUUGACUGGUCUUAUGCUCAAUUCCCAGAAGAUGAUAGCUUUUGGGGUACGCCAUGCAUGAGGCGUGUGAUUUUGGAUGAAGGGAUAGACGAACCGCUAAUGAUGGAGAGGGAAGAAAGAGAAGAAAGAGUGACUUGUAAGUGUAAAGAGAGGUUAUUCCCCAAGGCUAUGAGGACCAGUUGUAUGAUUCCCCCUCGUGACCAGGAAAGCCGCAAUGGAAACAACUUGCGCCGGUGCUCCAAAUGCUGCGGUAUGCACUGUCCCUUUCCCAGCUUCCUGUACUUCAGAGAGUAA
Spodoptera exigua (beet armyworm) is the source of this 15867-nucleotide messenger RNA. Lineage: Eukaryota; Metazoa; Arthropoda; Insecta; Lepidoptera; Noctuidae. The record is from the annotation of a GenBank genome assembly.